This is a messenger RNA of Nomascus leucogenys (northern white-cheeked gibbon), 1111 nucleotides long. RefSeq names its product translation initiation factor IF-2-like. NCBI's taxonomy places the organism in Eukaryota, Metazoa, Chordata, Mammalia, Primates, Hylobatidae. Bases 13 to 954 code for a protein of 313 amino acids. The record is from RefSeq and is a predicted model, not a curated record. The transcript has 2 exons.
CCCGGUUCCACGAUGCUGCAAUACAGAAAGUUUACGUCGGCCCCGACCCGCGCGGGACUGCAGCGUCCGCUGGAGCGCGGCGCAGAGGCUUUUCCUGCGCGUUCGGCCCCGGGAAAGGGGCGGGAGGGCUGGCUCCAGGCGCGCACGGGCGCGGCGGGCAGGGUACUCACUGUGAAGCACGCUGCGCCCAUGGAUCAUGUCUGUGCGUUACACCAGAGGCUCCGGGCUCCACUAAUUCCAUUUAGAGACGGGAAGACUUCCAGUGGCGGGGGGAGGACAGGGUCGAGAGGUGUUAAAGACGCAAAGCAAGAACGAAAUAAAGGGGGGCCGAGAGGGAGACCCAGAGGAAGGGGGAGCUCCGAGCCCACGCUGCAGCCAGAUCCGGAUGAGUCCGUCCUCCGCCCCGGGCGGGCUCUCGCUGGCCCUCAGCGCCGCGCAGCCAGCAGCAUCCCCACCGUAACGCUCGCAUCACACCCGGGCGCCGGCCGCCACCAUCCGCGCCGCCGCCGUGAGGACCCUCCUCCCCGGCAUCGUCGCCGCCGCGGGGUCGGGAGGACGCGGCGCGCGGGAGGCGGCGGUCGCAGGGCGAGCCCCGGGAUGCCCCGAGCCGGGGCCGGAGCCGGGGAGCGGGCGCAGCGAGGUGGGGGCCAGUCCAGACCGACGGCAGCGACGGAGCGGGCGGCGGCGGCGGCGGGGUGGCUCAGUCCCCAGUCUCAGACGCGCCGCGCAGCAGGUCGGAGCAGCCUCCCCGGGAGGAUGUCCAGCGGCAGCGCUCCUCGCUCCAGCCCUUGGGGAUCUUCCGCUGAGGCAUUGAAGGCAGGAAGAAGGGGUCCGUCAUCGGCUCGCCGGGCUGCGCGCCACCUCUGCUAUCUUGCGGAAAGAGGAGCGGGCGGUCUGAAGAUCCAACCCACAUAUGGAGGAAGAAGGGAAAAGCCAAGAGAAGAACUUCCAUGACGACCCAGAGCCCAGGAAUGGGGGACCUGGACUUCCUGUUUUUUAAAAAAAGAUAAAAUUUCUCUAUUGUUUAAGUCAUGAUUAGCUGGAUCUUCUUUUACGUUUAACUAAAAGUUUCAAAACUGUAAUCCUCCAAAUAAAAGUUAUUUUCUCUGCA